Aspergillus calidoustus is the source of this 636-nucleotide messenger RNA. NCBI's taxonomy places the organism in Eukaryota, Fungi, Ascomycota, Eurotiomycetes, Eurotiales, Aspergillaceae. The record is from the annotation of a GenBank genome assembly.
AUGGCCACGAACAUCACCUUCCACGCCUCGGCUCUCACCCGCAAAGAGCGCAGCGAGCUGCGCAACCAACGCGGCCUCACAAUCUGGCUAACGGGCCUCUCCGCCUCCGGGAAAUCCACCAUCGCCGUUGAACUCGAGCACCAGCUUCUGCGCGAGCGCGGCGUCUCCGCCUACCGCCUGGACGGCGACAACGUGCGCUUCGGACUCAACAAGGACCUGGGCUUCAGCGACGCCGACCGCAACGAGAACAUCCGGCGCAUCGCGGAGGUCGCCAAGCUCUUUGCCGACAGCGCGACCAUCGCCAUUACCAGCUUCAUCUCGCCCUUCCGCAAGGAUCGUCAGACCGCGAGAGAGUUGCAUGAGGUUCCUACACCGGGUGAGGAGACUGGGUUGCCGUUUGUGGAGGUCUAUAUUGAUGUGCCGAUUGAGGUUGCGGAGCAGAGGGAUCCCAAGGGGUUGUAUAAGAAGGCCAGGGAGGGUGUGAUUAAGGAGUUUACGGGCAUUAGUAGCCCGUAUGAGGCGCCUGAGGCGCCCGAGGUCCAUGUGCGCAAUGUCGAUUUGCCGGUUGUUGAGGCUGUGAAGCAGAUUAUUGAGUAUCUGGAUUCCAAGGGGUACUUGCCUCCGAAGAAGGAGUAA